Molecule: messenger RNA, 1002 nt
Organism: Geosmithia morbida
Lineage: Eukaryota; Fungi; Ascomycota; Sordariomycetes; Hypocreales; Bionectriaceae
Product: NAD(P)H-dependent flavin oxidoreductase YrpB, nitropropane dioxygenase family
Exons: 3
Coding region: 1-1002 (333 amino acids)
Molecular function (GO): nitronate monooxygenase activity
Source: RefSeq, a predicted model, not a curated record
AUGCCGCUUUCUACCGAGCUCACGCGCCGACUAGGCAUUCGGAUCCCCGUCGUCCAAGGCGGCAUGAUGCACGUCGGUACGGCCGACCUGGCGUCGUCCGUGUCCAACGCCGGCGGUCUAGGCCUGAUAACGGCGCUCAUAUUCCCGACACCGGCGGCGCUGCGCGACGAGAUCCGGCGAUGCCGAACGCUGACCGAGAAACCGUUCGGCGUGAACCUGACGCUCCUCCCGGCCAUGGUGCCUCCGGACUACGGCGCGUACGCGCAGACGGUCAUUGACGAGGGCGUCCGGAUCGUCGAGACGGCCGGCAACUCCCCCGGCCCCGUCAUCAGGCAGCUCAAGGCGGCGGGGGUGACGGUCCUGCACAAGUGCACGACGAUCCGGCACGCCCAGAGCGCCGUAGCCCUGGGCGUCGACUUCCUCAGCAUAGACGGCUUCGAGUGCGCCGGCCACGUGGGCGAGAGCGACCUGCCCAACUUCAUCCUGCUCAGCCGCGCGCGCCAGGUCCUGGGCGGCGAGGGGGUGCCCUUCAUCGCCAGCGGCGGCUUCGCCGACGGCUGGGGCCUCGCCGCCGCCCUCUGCCUCGGCGCCUGCGGCGUCAACAUGGGCACCCGCUUCAUGUGCACCGUCGAGGCGCCCGUCCACGUCGACGUGAAGAGGCAGAUCGUCGCCUCCUCCGAGUCCGACACCACCCUGCUCCUGCGCAGGUGGCGCAACACCACCCGCCUCUUCAAAAACAAGGUCGCCGAGGAGGCCGCCAGGAUCGAGAGCGAGAGCACCACCGGCAAGUUCGAAGAGGUGGCUGCCCUCGUUAGCGGCAAGAGGGGUAGGGAGGUCUUUGUCACCGGUGAUGUCGAGCACGGGGUCUGGACAACUGGCCCUGUCAUGGGUUUAAUCCACGACAUACCCACAUGCGAGGUUCUCGUCAAACGGAUCGAGAAGGAAGCAGAGGCCGCCCUCAAGGACAGCAAUACCCUCAUCGUUCCAGAGUCCAAGCUGUAG